AUGGAUCGUAGUUGGAUGAGAGCUAAUCGAUUAAGUGCUGAGUACGAACAUGGAGUGAUGGAAUUUCUACAGUUUGCUGAAAGUAAUGCUAAAAAAGAUCUUCCUCCUCCUAAAAGUAAUGCUGAAGAUAGUCACCCUACGCUUUUUCUCUGUCCAUGUGUUCGUUGUGCAAAUAAAGAACCAAAGCUUAGUAAGAAAGAAAUCAUGAAUCAUCUAAUUUGUAAAGGUAUUUGUCAAAGUUAUACACAAUGGAUAUGGCACGGUGAAGUGGUAGUAAAUUCAUAUGUGUCCCAAAGAGAUAAUGUUAGUGUAGAAAUGGAUGAUCGUCUAGAAGACAUGAUGUGUGAUAUUAGACAAGAUUCGUUUAAGAGGGCACAUGCGUAUGAUAAUUUAUGCAAUGACAAGGAUACACCUUUGUACCCAGGAUGCACAAAUUUUACACGUUUGUCAGCCGUGUUAAAAUUGUUUAAUCUGAAGGCAAUUAACGGGUGGAUUGACAAAAGUUUUACCGAAUUGCUUGAAUUGUUGACACAAAUGCUUCCAGAAGGUAACUGCAAGGCGUCACGCUACAAAAAGAGACAUGGUGAAUCUAGUGAUGAUGAUGAGGUCAAAAAGGGUCCUCCCGCGAAAGUGGUAUGGUACCUACUAAUAAUUUCAAGGUUCAAGAGAUUAUUGUCUAAUUCAAACGACACAAAUAAUCUUAGAUGGCAUGCAGAAGAAAGAAAAUGUGAUGGAAAAAUCCGCCAUGUAGGUGAUUCUUUACAAUGGAAGAAAAUAGAUUCUUUAUUUCCAAAUUUUGGCAAAGAGUCGAGAAACCUUAGACUUGGACUUUCUACUGAUGGAAUGAAUCCGUUUGGUAAUCUAAAUACUAACCAUACUUCUUGGCCUGUUCUUCUGAUGAUUUACAACCUAUCUCCUAGGUUGUGCAUGAAGCAUAAAUAUCUGAUGUUAUCCAUGAUGAUUUCGGGCCCAAAACAACCAGAAAAUGACAUAGAUGUUUAUCUAAGUCCACUGAUCGAUGAUUUAAAAGUGUUGUGGGAGGAAGGGGUUGAUGUUUUCGAUGCGCAUUCUGGUGAACAGUUCAAUAUGUGUGCCAUGUUAUUUUGCACCAUCAACGAUUUUCCGACAUAUGGCAAUUUGUCUGGGUAUAAAGUUAAAGGGCAUAAAGCGUGUUCUAUAUGUGAAAAAGACACAUGUUACCAUCAGCUUGAAAAAGGAAAGAAGACUGGUAUUACUGCUGUUUUUGGAAAGUACCAAAAGCGGCCUAUUGUGAAUAAUAUAUGGAAAAAGAGGUUGGUUUUCUUCGAUCUUCCAUAUUGGUCUAGUCUUGAGGUAAGACAUUGUAUUGAUGUGAUGCACGUGGAGAAAAAUGUAUGUGAUAGUGUAAUCGGAACACUUCUCAACAUUCAAGGCAAGACAAAGGAUGGUAUUAAUGCUCGUCUAGAUUUGGGUGUGAUGGGUAUACGAGAAGAGCUAACUCCACAAUAUAUAGGUAACAAGACGUAUUUGCCUCCUGCCUGCUACACUUUGUCGAAAAAAGAGAAAACAAGUUUUUGUGAGUGUUUAGAAAGUAUCAAAGUGCCGCAUGGUUACUCAUCAAAUGUCAAGAGGUUUGUAUCGGUUAAAGAUCUCAAAUUAGUUGGCUUAAAAUCUCAUGACUGUCAUGUCUUAAUGCAACAACUACUAACAGUGGCUAUUCGUGGGAUAUUGCCUAACAAUGUUAGGAAGACUAUAACUAGGUUGUGCCUGUUUUUCAAUGCAAUUUGUUGCAAAGCCAUUAAUCCAUUAAAGUUAGAAGAUUUGGAAAAUGAGGCUGCAGUUAUCUUGUGCCAAUUAGAGAUGUUUUUUCCUCCUUCAUUUUUUGACAUUAUGGUUCACUUGAUUGUUCAUCUAGUAAGGGAGAUUAGAUUAUGUGGUCCAAUUUUUUUACGGUGGAUGUAUCCAAUAGAGCGAUACAUGAAGAUCCUAAAAGGGUAUACCAAGAACCCACACCGUCCGGAAGCAUCGAUUAUUGAGAGGUAUAUUGCAGAAGAAGCAAUUGAGUUUUGUUCUAACUAUUUGUCGGAAGUGAAUGCUGUAGGGGUUCCCAAGUCUCGUCAUGAUGGAAGAUGUGAGGGUGUGGGUACACAAGGUUUAAAGAUCAAGAGCUUAAGUAUUGAUGUGGUUGUUCAAGCGCAUUUGUAUAUAUUGAAUAACACGGAUGAAGUUCAACCUUACUUAUUUGCUCACAAAAGCAUCAUAAAGAAAAAGUACCCCAAGAUGAGUGAAAGAGAGUUGUUAAAAGAGCAUAAUAAGAGUUUCUCUGAGUGGUUUAAAGAAAAAAUUGCUGGUGAUGAUAGUGCUUCAAAAACAAUUAAGUGGUUGUCCUAUGAUCCUAAAUGUAACAUAAUAACUUGGAGUGGAUAUGAUAUUAAUAAAACUUCCUUUUAUACAAAGGCAAAGGAUGACCGUAGUACCACACAAAAUAGUGGGGUUAUGAUUGUGGCCGAGUCCAUGCACUUCUCUAGUGCUAAAGUCUAA
Molecule: messenger RNA, 2520 nt
Organism: Vicia villosa (hairy vetch)
Lineage: Eukaryota; Viridiplantae; Streptophyta; Magnoliopsida; Fabales; Fabaceae
Exons: 4
Coding region: 1-2520 (839 amino acids)
Source: RefSeq, a predicted model, not a curated record